This is a messenger RNA of Xylaria bambusicola, 3030 nucleotides long. RefSeq lists its product as uncharacterized. The coding region runs from base 151 to 2931 and encodes 926 amino acids. Lineage: Eukaryota; Fungi; Ascomycota; Sordariomycetes; Xylariales; Xylariaceae. The transcript has a single exon. The record is from RefSeq and is a predicted model, not a curated record.
CAUUAGAGUUUGAGUUGGGGAACAAGCCAGACCUUUUACCCGGCGCGGCAUGAUGGGGACAUCUAAAUGUGUAUCAGUUGCGCCUUCUUUGCGUCUAAACUUGGAUCAUGAGUGGAUGGAACCGUAGAUCAUCUCGCCGACCAUAAGUGCAUGAUGCGUCUCAAUACCUUGACUUGCUCGACUUUCUUUUUGCCUUGCGUGAUCGGAAGUGUCCUGUCAACACGAGAUAAUAACACCUCCUCGGAGACCGUCGAGGUAAAAUGGCUUGAGGGCACGCCAGCUCUUGCCCUGGGCACUACAUUCGGCUUACCUUGGCCCAAAGGCAAACAUUUAGGUAAUCAAACCACUUUCUUGGCUUCGACUACUAGCGGCGAGGAUGUGAGCUUCGAAUCAUGGGCAACAUCAUACUGGGCCGACGGCUCUGUCAAAUGGACGGGCCAUGCCGUAGAGGGCUCGAAAUCGGUACCCAGCGGAUACAAGAUUAGGGCUGUCAAGGGCGUUCCUCAUCGGCUCAAGCGUCAAUCUAUAAAUGUGGUCAGAGCGGACGAUGAGAUUUUUGUAGAUACAGGAAAGCUCAAAGCUUCGUUCCCGACGUCAGGAAAUGUGCUCGUGAGCUCUCUAAGCACCUCUAGCGGGAAGAUUGUGGGCCAAAAUGGCAAGCUCAUAAUUCAAUCGCAAUCAGGGGCCCCGGACACUAGCGAUAACUCGGCGAAAGCAGGAAUUGAUUACUAUCGCCUUGAAUCGCAUAUUAACACGACGACCAUUGAUGGCAAUGGUUCGGUACGAACGUUGAUCACGAUCCGAGGCGACCAUCGCAUCGUUAGCGGCGACUCUACAGCGACACAUGAUCCCUGGGUCCCGUUUACAGUGCGAUUCUACUUGUACGCGAACUCGGACACGAUCAGGAUAGUGCACACACUCAUCUUCGACGGAGAAGCGGAUAAAGACUUUAUCACUGGCAUCGGCCUUCGCUUCGAUGUCCCACUGGAGGGCGAUGAGCUAUAUGAUCGCCAUGUAAGGAUCGCAGGUGUGGAUGGUGGCUUCUUGAGCGAAGCUGUGCAAGGAAUCACUGGCCUGCGCAGAGAUCCUGGUAGAGCAGUGCGCGCAGCUCAGUUUGAGGGUAAGAAGACGCCGGAUAUCGCUGCCUGGGAUACGAGAGUUCGCGAGAGACUGCAAUGGAUUCCAACUUGGAAUGAUUACACAUUAACACAGCUAUCCCCGGACGGGUUUACUUUAAAAAAGCGAACGAAGGCUGGCCAGAGCUGGGUUAAAAUCCCCGGAGGAACCCGAGCCGGCGGUUUAGCGUAUCUGGGAGGUGCAACGACUGGCGGUCUGGCUAUCGGACAUCGUGACUUUUGGAAGCAAUAUCCGACAGGCAUCGAUAUAUCGAAUGCCGCUACUGACUUGGGGCAGAUCACGUUAUGGCUAUAUAGUCCCGCCGGGGAACCGAUGGACUUGCGCCCGUUUCACGAUGGCCUGGGACAGGACACUUACGCUAAACAAUUAGAUGCGUUGGAGAUUACGUACGAGGACUACGAGGGAGGAUAUAACACACCUCACGGUAUCGGCAAGACCAGCGAGAUCUUCAUUCGGCCCUUUGACAGCACACCAUCUUCAGAUGAGCUUGCAACACUGACUGGGCUCGUCAAUGAACCUCCUGUUCUAGUACCCGAUCCAGCAUACGUUAAGCAAACAGAAGCUAUGGGGACAUAUUGGGAUAUACCGAACAACACCACGAGGACACAGGCUGCGCAGACGAUCGAGAAACAUUUGGAGUUUCUCAACAAGUUCUAUCAGGGACAAGUUGAGCAACGACGAUGGUACGGGUUCUGGGAUUAUGGGGAUUUCAUGCAUACGUAUGAUACGGACCGUCACGUCUGGCGUUACGAUGUCGGCGGCUACGCAUGGGAUAACUCGGAACUAUCGCCGAACCUGUUCUUCUGGAACUAUUUCCUAAGGACUGGCCGCGCGGAUGUGUACCGGUUCGCUGAAGCACAUGCCCGACACACGAGUGAGGUUGACGUCUACCAUUUGGGGCCUUACAACGGUUUCGGCACACGCCACGGUGUGCAGCAUUGGGCCGACAGCGCCAAGCAGAUCAGGGUGUCGACGCCGCUCUAUAGACAGGUCUUCUAUUACGUGACUGGUGGCGAUGAGCGAAUCGGCGAGCUAUUACACGAUCUGAUGGACGCGGACAAGACGUUCCUGACAGUCGACCCGCGCCGCAAAGUCCGCCAAGACAAUGGCACGUACGUCCCCGACCCGACGGCCAUCGAUCUCGACCUCGGCAUCGACUUCUCCGGACUUGCAGCAAUCUGGCUCAUUGAGUGGGAGCGUCGUGGGCCACGCUGGGAAGAAGCUAGAUUGAAGUUGAACGCCACGAUGCAGGGCAUCGCAUCGCUUAAGAACGGUUUCGUGACAGGCGUGGGACUAUACAACAUCUACACAGGCGAAGUCAAGCCACCAGCUACUGAUCCGGAGAAUCGGGGCCAUGUUGAAGUGUCGCAUUUGUUCGCGAGCUUCGGGCUGCCUGAAAUCAUGGCGCAGAUAACGCAAUACAUGGGCGACGACCUGCCAGCCGCAUUCGACCAGGCGUGGCUUGAUUAUUGCUACUACUACGGCGCCGGCGCGGCCGAGCAGAGGGCGCGGUACGGGUCAUCCUUCGGAAGUCUGAGUCUCAAACAGGGACACUCGCGAUUGACGGCGUACGCAGCGAAGCGGUCUGGAAAGGCGACUCUCGCGGCGAGGGCGUGGAACGAGUUCUUGAAUACCGAUGGUUUUGCGCCGACCGCGGCCUGGAAUAGUGUGUCACUGAACGGCAGCCAAGUCCUAGCUCCGGUGGAUGAGGCCGCUUGGAUCUCGACAAAUGAUGUUGCGCUAUACGGGUUGGCUGCGAUUGAGAAUCUUGCGCAAGUAGGUAGUGCGCUUUGAUAUGUAUGUAGUAGAAUCUAAAUCAGAUUCAUAGUAAUGAGAGCGCCGAGGUAUCUAGACUCAAGUUCGAUGUGACCUUACGGAUGCUCUGACAACCAU